AUGAAGCUCGCCUUUCUGCUGUUCGCCCUGGUGGCCCUCUCUGAGUGCCUGUACAAGGUUCCCCUGAAAAAGGGAAAGACGGCGAGGGAGGUCCUGCAGGAGCAGGGACUGUGGGAGGAGUAUAGGAAGAAACACCCCUACAAACCUAUGGUCAAAUUUACAAGCAACUCUGCUGGCACUGAACAGAUGACCAACGAUGCAGAUCUGUCAUACUAUGGUGUCAUCUCCAUUGGAAAUCCACCACAGUCCUUCAUCGUUAUCUUUGACACUGGAUCCUCCAACCUAUGGGUACCAUCCAUCUACUGCUCCAGCGCUGCUUGCAACAACCAUGCUAAAUUCAACCCUAAAGGGUCCACCUCUUUCAAGUUCACGUCUGAGUCGGUGGCCAUCCAGUAUGGGACUGGGAGCAUGACUGGAGUGCUGGGAUACGACACCGUUGAGGUUGGCGGGAUCACCAUUACCAACCAGAUCUUUGGUCUGAGUGAGACGGAGGCCGAAUUCAUGUAUUACAUGAAAUCUGAUGGGAUCCUGGGACUUGCCUUCCCUUCAAUUUCUUCCUCUGGUGCCACCCCAGUCUUCGACAAUAUGAUGAGCCAGGGACUGGUUUCUCAAAGCCUGUUCUCUGUCUACCUGAGCAGAAAUUCUGAGGAAGGCAGUGUGGUCAUCUUUGGAGGGAUUGACCCUUUAUAUUUCACCGGUACCAUCUCCUGGCUGCCGGUCACCUCCGACACCUACUGGCAAAUCAGCAUGGACAGUGUGACCAUCAAUGGAAACAUUGUAGCUUGUGCUGGAGGUUGCCAGGCAAUCGUGGAUACAGGAACCUCUUUAAUCGUUGGCCCAAGCACCGACAUCGCAAACAUGAAUUCAUGGGUUGGGGCUAUGACAGAUGAGUAUGGAGAUGCAAUUGUGACCUGCAGCAACAUCCAGAAAAUGCCAAACGUGACCUUCACCUUGAAUGGAUACACCUUUGAAAUCCCUGCCUCUGCCUAUGUAUCUCAGUCCAGUUCCAGCUGCAGCGUUGGUUUUGGCUACGGCGGCACAGACCAGCUCUGGAUCCUGGGCGACGUCUUCAUUAGACAAUACUACGUCAUCUUUGACAGGGGUAACAAUCAAGUAGGUCUGGCUUUAGGUGUGUGAUUUACACCAGCUUGGUUUAACAGUGCUGAAACAUCGAGUUUACUCACUUUAAAUUGUCUUUUGAUGGUAUAAAUCUUCUACAAUCUAUAUAUACUGUGUAUUAGGCACAAUUUUAUUUUUAGCUUUAACAAUAUUCUGGUAGAUCAU
Molecule: messenger RNA, 1284 nt
Organism: Brienomyrus brachyistius
Lineage: Eukaryota; Metazoa; Chordata; Actinopteri; Osteoglossiformes; Mormyridae
Product: pepsin A-like
Exons: 9
Coding region: 1-1137 (378 amino acids)
Biological process (GO): proteolysis
Molecular function (GO): aspartic-type endopeptidase activity
Source: RefSeq, a predicted model, not a curated record